This is a messenger RNA of Aspergillus calidoustus, 2679 nucleotides long. Lineage: Eukaryota; Fungi; Ascomycota; Eurotiomycetes; Eurotiales; Aspergillaceae. The record is from the annotation of a GenBank genome assembly.
AUGUCAUCCAUACUCCCACCGUGUAUCCCCCCGCGGCCCACAGCCGCGCAGCUACUCGACCUGCCCAAGGAACUCUUCAUCCGCAUCUCGCGUUUCCUCUCGACAAAAUCCCUCCUCAACUUCCUCCUCGCCAACCGCGAAAUCAACCAGCUUUGUACCCUCGUCCUCGAAACCCCCACCCCAGAAAGCGGCGAUCUCCAUCGCGCCAUCGCCUGGCAUGCCACACACAAUCAAGAACAGAAGCUCAUGCGGAUCCUUCGAAACAGCCAACACAUGUUGAUGAAGUACCACGAGUCGCAGUUCGAGGCCCUGACCUACGCCUGUGCGGUGGGCUUUGAGAACACGGUUGAAUGGCUCAUCGAACUUGGCGUCAACCCCGAUAUCCGAUCCUCGGAGCCCAACAGGGAUACCGAGCUGAAGCGCGAGGGGGCCAUCUCGCCGCUGAUGGCCGCUGCUCUGAGGAACGAUUCUAGAUUCCUUGCCCAGUUUCUCAAGCACUUGGGCAAGCCGAGGGGUUAUUACCUGCACGAGGUCAUGCGCCUGCUCUUUGGGUUCCCGGACAGGAUCAAGGACCACGACUGCGCGCAGUUGCUCGUUGAUGCCGGGCUCGAUCAUAAGAUCGUCGACUUUGACGGCACGACGACGCUCCAUUACGCGGCGACGCAGUAUUCAGGUGAGGAAGUGCGCUUCCUCAAAGAACUCGGACUGCAAACCAACGCGCAGGCUGCUGGGGCCGCGACGCCGCUCGCCUAUGCGAUCGACGCCGGCAACAUCGACACGAUCCAGGCCCUGCUGGAUCUCGGGGCCGGGGCGAAUAGACAGUGCACCGCGACCACUUUCCCGCUGUUCCUCGCCGCGCGCAGUGGGCACCCGGCGGUUGUGCAGCUCCUGCUCGACCACGGCGCCAACCCGAACCAGAUCGUCCCUGCCAGCGGAGGAACGCCCUUUGCCCAGGCGGCGUUUGCCCGUGGCGAGCAUGCCGAGCGGUCGGCCGUUGCUCUGCUCCACGGGGGCGCCUCGUUCAGCGUAGAUCCCCCGUCGACCGAACACAUGCUGUUUGGCGCAAUCAGCAAAGGAUGGACGGAGUUUAUGCGGGAGGCGUUCCGCGCCCUGGAGGCUCGCAACGAGCCCCUGAUUGCCGCGGACAUUUUCUUCAUCGCCGCUGCGCACCUCGGCGACAUUCGGCUCAUGGAGGCCCUGCUCGCAACCGGGACCGUCAACGUCGACUACCUGCUCCCCGUCGGGCCCGGCCUUCCCUACGGCUUUAGCGCACUGGCCGAAGCGUGCAACUUUGGCGGGGAGGAUGCGUUUGAGUGGCUGAUCCAGCGGGCCGGGGUGACCCGAUUCGACUUUAUCAACCACGACGGCGACAACCUCUACCACAGGGCGCUGAGGUGGCCGCACCCCCAGCGCGAGCGCACAAUCCGCCAUCUAUUCGACCAUCUCGACCCGGACGAGCUCCUCACCCCCAACGAGUGGAAUAAGACCCCGCUGGAGAUGGCCGUCGGGACGCAGCCGUACGAAAUGAUCCACCUGAUGCUCUCGCACAUCCCGCCAAUGGGCAACCGCCUGCUUCGUCGCGACGACUGUUCGUAUCCGCUCUCCGCCUGCCUUUGCGCUGCGGCCAGGUACGGCAGGCUCGAUGUCCUGCAGCUCCUCGUGCACUACAUGGACUCGAACCAGAUCGGCCUCCGCCCGGAGCUCGCGCCCUUGUUCACAGCGCUGCAGAGCCGCCGGCACGAUGUUGCCCUCUGGCUGAUCCAGCAGGACAUCACGCAAGAGAUCUCAGUCGACAACGUGCGACUCCUCGCAGCUGCCGCCGCAGUCGGCUUCACUGAUCUCGUCCAGAUCCUCUUGCAAAAGGGCAUCUCCGCCAACUCGCAGAACCCAAACGACCGCAGCGCCUUCGUCGCAGCACUCAUGACCGGGAACCUCGAAGCCGCCCGACUCCUCCUCGACGCCGGCGCAGACACCAACGUGGCCAUCGACGGCGUCCCCGACUUCACCGAACGGGGCAAAGAGAACCUCCUCCUCUGGGCAGCAGCCAGGGACUACCCCGCGACCGUCCAAUUCCUGCUCGAGCGCGGCUGGGACGUGAACGGCACGCAUGCCGCGCUGGGCGUCCCGCCGCUCGCGCACGCCGCGGCCAACAACGCCGUGCACUGCAUGCGCCUCCUCGUCGACGCCGGCGCGGACGUGGAAUUCGCCGACGCCGACGGGCUCACCCCGCUCUAUCACGCCGCCUGGGCGAACAACCCAGAUGCGGUCCAGCUGCUCCUCGACGCAGGCGCAAACCCGGCCCCUUGGGACCCGACCGGAAACUCCCCGCUGAUCCGGGCCGCCGCUCGCUCGGUCGAGAUCACGCGCAUGCUCGUCGCGGCCGGCGUCGAUGUUAACGCGCAGUCCAAUAAGGGGUCCACGGCGCUGAUUAAUGCCGCGGCGAGAGACCAGGUUGAGAGUGUUCGGCUGCUUAUUGAGCGGGGCGCGGAUCUGGAGAAGAGGCUGCAUGGCCGCACGGCGCUCGCCUGGGCGAUUGCCGAGAAUGCGCUGGGUGCGGCGCAGCUGCUUGUUCGGGCUGGGGCGGAUGUUGUGACGGUGGAUGAGCGGGGGGAUACGCCCCUGAGCCUUGUGCAGGAUGAGGCUGCGCUGGCAAUUCUGGCCGAGGCGAGGCGGUUCUAG